Messenger RNA from Babjeviella inositovora NRRL Y-12698, 1677 nucleotides. RefSeq lists its product as uncharacterized. Gene Ontology annotation, cellular component: membrane. Gene Ontology annotation, biological process: transmembrane transport; intracellular calcium ion homeostasis; monoatomic cation transport. Lineage: Eukaryota; Fungi; Ascomycota; Pichiomycetes; Serinales. Gene Ontology annotation, molecular function: monoatomic cation transmembrane transporter activity. The record is from RefSeq and is a predicted model, not a curated record. The transcript is spliced from 2 exons. The annotation marks the transcript as partial.
GCCUCUCUGGAGGAGAUUUGCCAUUAUAUAAGGACCCAGUGUGACGCUCAUACUUAUAACUAUGCCAUAUCUUAUUACUGCAGCAACCCCUCCUUGAACGGAAACCACUUCAUGCGUUUACUCAGGCUGAAGUUCACAUCAGUCUCGUUCGUCUUUGCAUACUUGGUUGUCCUAUUCAUUUCGCUCGGUAUAACAGCCUCCGACUACCUUUGUCCCAACUUGAACUACGCCACAGUAUACCUCAACCUCUCGCAGCGGGUGGCAGGGAUGACACUCAUGGCCUACGGCAACGGGGCGCCGGACCUUUUCAGCUCCUAUUCACUGAUCAAGUCCGGCUCCCCUGAAUUGGCGUUUGGCGAGUUGAUCGGGGCUGCUAACUUUUGCGUGUGCUUUGUCAUUGGGGCUAUGGGGAUAUGUAAUUCCUUCGAAGUCGACCCACCCCAGUUUUUGUGUGAUGUGGGCUUCUUCAUUGCGCUCCUAAUUAUCAGCUUGGUUUUUAUCUGCGAUGGAAAGUUAACCUUGUUGGAAAGCGGUAUCAUGAUCAUUUUGUAUGCGAGUUACAUCUUGUUUCUCGUGAAGUACAAUUUCAGCAAUGAACCACUGGAAGAAAUUGACGAAAACUCCACCCUACUAUCCCCGUAUGCGCCCCCGCAUGCUUCGCUUAGACCACUCACUCCUACCUCGAGCGUCCUUUCGCCGAUGGCCAGUCCUAACCAAGCGAGCCAGUCCGUAAUGCGGUUCUCUGUCUACGAUGCCGUCAAGCUCUGGUCCCACCUUGGUGACUUGCGAUGUGGUAUGAGCAAGGAGUCACUACUUCAGGAAAACUAUGAUGCCACUGAGGAGCAGGAAGCUGCCGGCGGGGACCAAAUACAGCAAGGUGUCCCGUCUCACGAUAGGCCUUCAACCCAAAUCAGUCCCAGUGACCUUCGAGAAAUUAUCCACCACUCACCAUUUGCUUACAAAGUUUUCUUCCUCCCGAUCUUGGUUGAUUACCACUAUUUCAGUUUAAAGGAUGAAAUAUCUCAAUGGUGGGGCGAAUACCCGGGAAGUAUUAUCCCAAAAUCCAUGCAUUUGAUAAUACUCGCAGCUGUCUCUCUCGCUUUGGUCGUGCUUCAUCACUGGUACUAUAGACAUUGCUCCCAAAGUCAUUCCCAGGAUCACCAAGGGUUACAUCACUACUAUCAUAAUCGCCUCCCACCGAUCAUAGCCUUCCUCGGGUUUUUCCUUUCUAUUGUUUGGAUAAAUAUUAUUUCGGACCAUGUGGUUCUCCUUUUGAAAAACAUUGGGCUAAUGUAUCGCAUUGGGGACUCGUUGUUGGGAUUAACGGUCUUUGCCACAGGGAAUUCGGUGGGCGAUCUCAUUGGUAAUGUUACCCUUGCCCGCUCCCACUUGUCGCUUACAGGCUUGGGAGCCUGUUUCGGAGCUCCCUUAUUGUAUAUAUUGCUUGGGUUGGGUUUGAAUGGGGUAAUUUUGAUCACAACCACACGCCAAGGCCGGCCGAUCGAAUUUAAGUUUGAUAUUAGUUUGAUCGUUGGCAGUGCAGGUGUCUUGGGUAUGUUGGUUGUAUAUCUUGUUGUUGUCCCUAUGAAUGGGUGGGUCAUUGGAAGAAAGUUAGGGAUUUUUGCGGUACUCUGGUGGGGUAUCAUCACUGGUAUUAACGUGUAUCUCGAUUAUUGA